AUGUUCGAUGAGCCAGUCGCCUGGUACAUGGCGAACGAUUAUGAGCUUUCAAACUAUGGCACAGAGACGCCACUCAUGUCCGAGGUUGGCCAAGUCGGCGAAAAAAUUGACCUCGAAGAUUCAAGUAGACAAAGGCUGCGUUCAAGUCCUUUGAGAGAUUCUUUUAUGCAGGUCGGAUCAGCGCAACAAAAAUACCAACCCUCGUCUAAAUUGAGGUUGGGUGUGCCUCUUGCCUGA
Molecule: messenger RNA, 237 nt
Organism: Penicillium oxalicum
Lineage: Eukaryota; Fungi; Ascomycota; Eurotiomycetes; Eurotiales; Aspergillaceae
Exons: 1
Coding region: 1-237 (78 amino acids)
Source: RefSeq, a predicted model, not a curated record